Messenger RNA from Cladophialophora psammophila CBS 110553, 1338 nucleotides. RefSeq lists its product as uncharacterized. Gene Ontology annotation, molecular function: ATP binding; metal ion binding. The coding region runs from base 1 to 1338 and encodes 445 amino acids. The record is from RefSeq and is a predicted model, not a curated record. The transcript has a single exon. NCBI's taxonomy places the organism in Eukaryota, Fungi, Ascomycota, Eurotiomycetes, Chaetothyriales, Herpotrichiellaceae.
AUGAAGGUCCUCCUUUCCGAUGGAUCGGGCCUGACUUCUCGACAAUUGGCAACAAUUCUUGGCCGCAAAGGUUACGAUGUCCACGUUCUCUGCGCGGCCGGACUCUCUCUUACUAAGGUCACAGGGUGGGUUAAAAAGACGCAUCUGGUGCCGCCCUUUGGACCGGAUCCUUACGCAUGGCUACACUCUGCACUGGGCGUCAUGAUUCGUGAAAAGAUCGAGACUGUCAUCUGCACGCAAGAACAAGUCGCUGUUCUCUCAGCCGAGGUGGACCAGAUACGGAGUCUGGGCGUGGGCAUCGCUGUGCCAUCCUUUGAAGCAGUCAGUCGGGUCAUGGACAAGAUCUCGGCCUCCCAUACUCUCCAACAAGCGUCUGUGCGCCAGCCAGAGAGUGUAGUUGUGGGCUCAACGGACGAGUUGAGGUCCAUGACUGACCUUUUGCCUGCCUUUGUCAAGACUCCCAUUGGCACAGCCAGCAAAGGCGUCAGAUUUGCGAAGACUGAUGAGGAUCUGGCGCACAUUGGCCGAGAGUUCGAACACCUAGGCUCUUUUCGGAACAAUGGCCAACUCUUGAUCCAGAAAGCGGUAGCUGGGCCGCUUGUGAUGGUAGAAGGGGUGUUCUCCGGUGGAAGACUGCUGAGUUGGCAUGCAUGCCUACGCGCUCGGGAAGGUCCAUCUGGAGGGGCAACAAAAAAGACCUCUCUUCCACUCCCUGUGUUCGAGGAUGAUCUGAUGAAGCUUGGCGCAUUCUUGAAGUACGAUGCUGCCAUGUCCAUCGAUGCAAUCCUUGUGGAGGGGAUACCAUAUUACAUCGAUGUGAAUCCCCGAAUUACGGAACCGAUGAAUGCUCUCGAGGCUGGUGUGGAUCUCGUCGACUCGCUACUCAGUAUAUCAACCCCUUCAGCGCACGGGACGAGAUUUGUGAGACCGAUUCCGCAGAGUCCUGCAUAUGGUAGGGAAAACAUCAACACGCAUCAAUUCGUCCUUGCUGCUCUGAAAGCCGUGGAGAGGGGAAGGUUUCUAUUGCUUUUCGAGGUUUUCAACGCCUUGCUUGGCUUCGGUGAGUAUACCGACUCGAGUGAGGAGCUCACACCAGUUAGCGGGGAUCCGUUGAGUGUUGUAUUUCUCUUUUGUUUCACAAUCUUGCUGCUCCUCGGUGGUAGACGACUUGCGAAAUACCUCGACAGGAGCAGCGUGGGUAACUAUGCGUUAAGCCCGUCUGGCUGGGAGGCCAUCCUCAAAGCCCAGGAGGCGAAAGGGGCCGCUUUUCAACGAAACGAGACCGUCCUUUCAAAAUCGUCAGCCAUUCUUCAACCAAAAGAGACCACUCUUCAGUGA